AAGCGUCCUGGCUUCGCGGCACUCGGAACUCAGCGCGCGUGGCCUCGUUCGUGCAGUCGCCAUGCCCGCCGACAUCAGCCAGUGGGCCGGGCCGCUGAGCCUGCAGGAGGUGGACGAGCGGCCCCAGCACGCUCUGCGUGUCGUCUACGCCGGGGUGGAGGUGGACGAGCUGGGCAAAGUGCUGACGCCCACCCAGGUUAAGAAUAGGCCCAGCAGCAUUUCAUGGGAUGGCCUGGAUCCAGGGAAACUCUACACCCUGGUCCUCACAGACCCGGAUGCUCCUAGCAGGAAGGACCCCAAAUUCAGGGAGUGGCAUCAUUUUCUGGUGGUCAACAUGAAGGGUAAUGACAUAAGCAGUGGCACGGUCCUCUCGGAUUAUGUGGGCUCUGGGCCUCCCAGUGGCACAGGCCUGCACCGCUACGUCUGGCUGGUGUACGAGCAGGACAAGCCACUGAGCUGUGAUGAGCCGAUCCUCAGCAACAGGUCUGGAGACCACCGUGGCAAGUUCAAGGUGGCGGCCUUCCGCAAAAAGUACCACCUGGGCGCCCCGGUGGCAGGCACGUGUUACCAGGCAGAGUGGGAUGACUACGUGCCCAAGCUCUACGAGCAGCUGUCUGGGAAGUAGGGGCGCUGCAGAGGCCAGCGGUCCCGGGGAGCCCCACAAUAUUGUCAAGCUGUGCAAAGCAUGCCAUUUCUCCCCUUCCUUCCCAGCCCUCACAGGGAGUCCUGAGCCUGCUAGGAUAGAGGUUUAGGGUGAGUCUUCUUGCCGCCCAUCCUUAGAUUCUAGAUAGUCCCAUCCCAGCCUGUGUUCUGUUAGGCUCCAUCCGGGGGUGUUUAGGAUUCUGAUGGAGUCCUUAUAGUGUUGAUUUAGGAAGCGCAACUCUGGAAAAGAAGAUUUCUGCCAGGACCAGGACCACAGGGAGAGGGCCGGGGCCUGUGUUGUCUGUAAGUGCUUUAACAAGGAGACUCGGUCCAGAACCAGGCACCGUGGCAUCCUUUCAAGGGUCUUUCAGGGUCCUGUUCCGCGACUGAGACAACCCAAGCCUCCCAUCUCAGCUAAGCCCUGACAGUUCAGCUUGGUCUGGUGGCUGCACGGGUGUUGGUGUCCUGUAGCUCUAAAGGACAGGGCUGCCGUGCGGAGGUGUGGCCCUGAGCGAGACCCUGCUAAGCUCGUUGCUUCUCAGUGCUGUGAGCAAAAGUCACUGGAGUUGCUGGGUACGUUAAUCCUGUUUGUCGUCAAAUAAAAAUAAAGGCAUUGGAAUCAGA
Molecule: messenger RNA, 1266 nt
Organism: Psammomys obesus (fat sand rat)
Lineage: Eukaryota; Metazoa; Chordata; Mammalia; Rodentia; Muridae
Gene: Pebp1
Product: phosphatidylethanolamine binding protein 1
Exons: 4
Coding region: 62-625 (187 amino acids)
Biological process (GO): negative regulation of MAPK cascade
Source: RefSeq, a predicted model, not a curated record